This is a messenger RNA of Danio aesculapii, 5020 nucleotides long. RefSeq names its product neurexin 2a (gene nrxn2a). Lineage: Eukaryota; Metazoa; Chordata; Actinopteri; Cypriniformes; Danionidae. The record is from RefSeq and is a predicted model, not a curated record. The transcript has 19 exons. Bases 21 to 4190 code for a protein of 1389 amino acids.
CCCCAGGAGCAGCUCCUCUGAUGGCCACUCCUGCAGCAGGUGAUCCCAAGUCAGGCCAAGUGGAGUCAGUGGCCACGUUCAAGGGUAAUGAGUUCUUCAACUACGACCUGUCCCAAAAGCCCAUCCAGAGCAGCACUGAUGAAAUCACCCUGUCCUUCCGAACGCUGCAGCGAAACGGACUCUUGCUUCACACUGGCAAGUCUGCUGACUACGUCAACCUGUCUCUGAAAAGCGGAGCUGUGUGUCUGGUCAUAAAUUUGGGCUCCGGUGCCUUUGAGGCUCUGGUGGAGCCAUCCGAUGGCAAGUUCAACGACAAUGCAUGGCACGCCGUCCGUGUGUCCCGCAACCUGCGUCAGGUGACCAUAUCGGUGGACGGGCUCCUCACAACCACGGGCUACACCCAGGAGGACUACACCAUGCUGGGAUCAGAUGAUUUCUUCUACGUGGGUGGCAGUCCAAACACCGCCGAUCUGCCCGGCUCCCCCGUCAGCAACAACUUCAUGGGUUGCCUUAAAGAUGUGGUCUACACCAAUAAUGAGUUCAGACUGGAGCUCUCCCGUCUGGCGGAAUUGCGUGACCCCAAGGUUACCCUCCAUGGCGAUCUGACCUUCCGCUGUGAGGACGUCGCCGCAUUGGACCCAGUCAGUUUCGACGCGCCCACUGCUUAUGUAACCCUCCCGCGCUGGAAUGGCAAGAAAGCCGGCUCUGUGUCCUUCGAUUUUCGAACCACCGAGCCCAACGGACUGCUGUUGUUCAGCCACGGGCGGCCGCAGGGUUCAAAAGACCGCAGACCAAGGGUGGACUUCUUCGCCAUGGAGCUCCUGGACGGAUUCCUCUACCUGCUCAUGGACAUGGGCUCCGGGAGCAUCAAGAUUAAAGUGGGGAACAAGAAGGUCAAUGAUGGAGAAUGGUGCCACGUAGACUUCCAGAGAGAGGGCAGGAAAGGCUCCAUCUCCGUCAAUGGCCGCAGCUUGCCCUUCUCCACCAACGAGGGGAGUGAGAUCCUGGAUCUUGAUGGUGAAAUGUAUUUGGGGGGUCUGCCGGAGAACAGUGGGGAUCUUUCUUUGCCUCCAGAGGUGUGGACUGCCCGCCUCAGGCUGGGCUUUGUGGGCUGCGUGCGGGACCUAUUUGUCGAUGGGCGCAGCAAAGACCUGAGGCGUUUGGCGGAGCUUCAGAGCGCUCCGGGUGUCAGCAGCUUCUGUACCCGCGAAACCCAUCGGAGGUGCAGCUCGGAGCCCUGCGUUCAUGGAGGCCGAUGCCGCGAGGGCUGGAACAGACACGUCUGCGAUUGCACUGGAACUGGAUAUAUGGGCCCCAACUGUGAGAUGGAGUCUGCAGUGUUGAGUUACGACGGCAGCAUGUUUCUGAAAGUCCUGAUGCCUCACGCAGCUCACAGCGAGGCCGAGGAUGUGUCUCUGCGCUUCAUGUCUCAGAGGGCUUAUGGUCUGCUCAUGGCCACCACCUCCAAAGAGUCCGCCGAUACCCUGCGCCUGGAGCUGGACGGGGGAAGAGUCAAGCUCACCGUCAACCUCGAUUGUAUCGGGAUAGACUGUAACCUUAGUAAAGGACCGGAGACUCUGUUCGCAGGGCACAAGCUGAAUGACAAUGAGUGGCACUCUGUGAAGGUGGUGCGCCGUGGGAAGAGCCUGCAGCUCUCUGUUGACAACGUGACCGUGGAGGGCCAGAUGAGCGGAGCACACACGCAGCUGGAGUUCCACCACAUAGAGACGGGCAUCAUGACCGAGCGGCGCUUUAUCUCAGUCAUGCCGUCCAACUUCAUUGGCCACCUGCAGGGCCUCUCUUUCAACGGCAUGCCUUACCUAGACCAGUGCAAGAAUGGUGACAUCUCCUACUGUGAGCUCAACGCCCGCUUCGGCAUGCGCCGCAUAGUGGCUGAUCCGGUCAGCUUCCGAAAUCGAGCCAGUUAUGUGGCGCUGUCCACCUUACAAGCCUACGCCUCCAUGCACCUCUUCUUCCAGUUCAAAACAACCAGCCCUGAUGGUCUGAUUCUCUUCAACUCUGGGGACGGCAGUGACUUUAUCGUGAUUGAGCUCGUAAAAGGGUACAUCCAUUAUGUUUUCGACUUGGGCAAUGGGCCGUCGCUCAUGAAGGGCAACUCCGACAAGCCGCUCAAUGACAACCAGUGGCACAACGUGAUGGUGUCCCGCGAUGACAGCAACGUGCACACGCUCAAGAUCGACUCGCGUACUGUCACACAGCACUCCAAUGGAGCCCGCAACCUGGACCUCAAAGGAGAGCUGUACAUUGGAGGUGUGGGGAAGAGCAUGUACAACAGUCUGCCCAAGCUCAUUGCAUCGCGGGAUGGUUAUCAGGGCUGCCUGGCCUCAGUUGACCUGAAUGGCAGACUUUCAGACCUGAUUGCAGAUGCUCUGCACCGUGUGGGCCAAGUGGAGCGAGGAUGUGAAGCCGGUCCCGGCACAACCUGCACGGAGGACUCAUGCUCCAAUCAGGGCGUUUGUUUGCAGCAGUGGGAAGGUUUUACCUGCGACUGCACCAUGACGACAUACGGAGGUCCCCUCUGCAGUGACCCUGGUACCACGUAUAUUUUUGGAAGAGGAGGAGCGCUCAUCACGUACACCUGGGCCCCCAAUGAUCGGCCAAGCACCCGGGCGGACCGUUUGGCUGUGGGCUUCAGUACCCAGCAGAGCGAUGCCAUCCUGGUGCAGGUGGAGAGCAGCCAGGGCCUGGGAGAUUACCUGCAGUUGCACAUUGAACAAGGGAAGGUUGGUGUGAUCUUCAAUGUGGGCACAGAUGACAUCACCAUAGACGAGCCUGCGGUCACUGUCAACGACGGCAAGUACCACGUGGUUCGCUUUACGCGUAGCGGUGGCAACGCCACCCUCCAAGUGGACAACCAGCCCGUCAUCGAGCGCUUCCCAUCAGGGAACAUUGAUAAUGAACGGCUUGCUAUAGCCAGGCAAAGAAUUCCAUACAGACUUGGUCGGGUAGUUGACGAGUGGCUACUCGACAAAGGUCGGCAGUUGACUAUUUUCAACAGUCAGGCAGCCAUAAAGGUGGGCGGUCAGGAUAAAGGACGGCCGUUCCAGGGUCAGAUCUCAGGCCUGUACUAUAAUGGCUUGCAAGUCUUGAAACUGGCUGCCGAGGGGGAUCCGAAUGUGCAGGUGGCAGGAAAUCUGCGCUUGGUUGGGGAUGCACCCUCCGUCCUGUCCACUGAAACCACCUCAGCCACCCCUCCGGCAGCGGCGGACAUGUCCACCACCAUAAUGGAAACCACCACCACUAUGGCCACCACCACCACCCGCAGACAGCGCUCGCCAAGCCUGAAGGACAGCAUUACGCAGAACUCAGAUGACCUGCUGGUGGCCUCAGCCGAGUGUCCCAGUGAUGACGAGGAUCUGGAGGAGUGUGAGCCGGGCACUGGAGGUGAACUUGUGUUGCCCAUAAUAACAGUGGACACCCAAGACCCCAUUUCCAUGGCCACCCGUUACCCCGCAAUCCCCGCCCCUCCCACCUCCCUGACCCCACUCCAGACCACCAAAGAGUCCCUCAUUCUUUCCGACCCCCGUCCGCCAUGCCCUCCAGACCAGGAGGACUGCGGUGACCCCAUGGAGGUGUCGGCCUUCGGCUCCGGAGAAAUGACGGAGUCCGAUGACGAGGACUUUAACAGAAACUCCCCCAUGGUCACAGACAGGACGGUCCUGCCACCGCCCCCUGCUGUUGGCAAAAGUGGCCACGGUGACCACCGUCCCCCAGUCCCUGCCCCGACCACCCAUCCCAACCAGCUCCACAUCCCAGCGGGCAAAAUGAACACCCGCGACCAGGUGCUUCUGCCACCCGUCCCGUCCUCGCGCCACACUCCAGGUCUAACCUACCCACCUGAUUUCCCCCAUGUGCCCACAGCUCACCCUACCGACCUGAUGGAGAAGGGCCGUCCAGGUGCCGUGGAGGUGAUUCGAGAGUCCAGCAGCACCACAGGCAUGGUGGUUGGCAUCGUGGCGGCUGCCGCCCUCUGCAUCCUCAUCCUCCUCUACGCCAUGUAUAAAUACCGCAACCGAGAUGAAGGCUCUUAUCAGGUGGACCAAAGCCGCAACUCUGGUUCUGAAAGCAACGGUGCCGUAGUGAAGGAGAAAACGCCGAGUACGACUGCCGCCGUGGCUAAAACCACCACCAAGGGCAAGAAGAACAAAGACAAGGAGUAUUACGUCUGAGAGAGACUGAGGAGAAGGUACUGAUGAGGAUUUGACCUCCUCGAAACAUUUAAGCCACACGAUCUUCUGUUUACUUCUCCAAACGUUUUUUCUGCCACCGAAAGACACGGACGGAUAGACUUGACGGAUAGAUCCUCCUUUCGUUGCUGUCUUGCGAAGCCAUCGUUGUAUGUAAUUUUAUCUCUUAUCAUGUCUAAAGAAAAUCUUCCAUUACAUUCCAGGUGAUGUAAUGCCCUCUUUACGAUUAAAGAUUUAUGUUUCGCGCGGUCCACAGGAGAGAAACGAAACACCAUGGACAGAGAGAGAGAAAACCAGCCAAACAUGAGCUUUUAGUACUAUUCAGUUAAUAUUAUGUUUAUAGAGCUAUGAAAUUGAGAUCUCGUAGCAGACAUUCGCUGGCCCUCCUUGUAAUAAUUCAUGAACAACAGAAGCUAUUGUGUUCGUUAUUUGCACAAGACAAGCAGAUGCUCCCAUCAGUUCUUGUGGAGAUGUUAAAUCUGACACCUUUUUUUGGAGGGAGAGAAAAAAAUACAGUGAGAAAGGCAGAGGAUAAAAUCGCAUCUUCUGUUUUGUUCGGUGAUAGAGCCGAAAUAACUGAGUUCAUUUCCACUCGGGUAUUUCUUUUGUCAGGUGUAGAAAGUAGGAUUUAUCUGUCCCUGUCAUGAAAACACAUGAAUCUAAUUCUUUCUUUGUUGUGUUUCUGCCAUGGUUUCAUAAACACUUUAGAAUCGCAGAUCAGACACCGAAGCGUGCUUUGACAUCCACACCUCCACCAGUAUUCAGAAGGUUGUUAGAACUUUAAAAAGACAUAUCUCUCUCUUUCUCUCUCU